Messenger RNA from Rhipicephalus microplus (southern cattle tick), 14578 nucleotides. Its product is annotated as ras guanyl-releasing protein 3. Gene Ontology annotation, molecular function: guanyl-nucleotide exchange factor activity; calcium ion binding. Gene Ontology annotation, cellular component: plasma membrane. Gene Ontology annotation, biological process: Ras protein signal transduction. The record is from RefSeq and is a predicted model, not a curated record. NCBI's taxonomy places the organism in Eukaryota, Metazoa, Arthropoda, Arachnida, Ixodida, Ixodidae.
GUCCCCGUCGCCAUAUGUUUGAGUGCGCGCCUCGCAGCAGCGUUUUUCGUCGCCAUCGGCCGCGCUGUGCGGAGACCGUGUCGAUAGGCCGCUUUGUGUGCACCGAGAUUUGUUAUUUUUGUCUGUGUGUGGUGCCCCGGUCGUUCCCCUGCUCGGCGGUGGUUCGGAUAAUACCGGCUGGAUUGCGUGAAUUUCGUCUCGUGCGACGACUGAGCUGAAGCUUCGCGACCACGACUUAUUCCGAGGUCGUCUGCACCAACGACGGCCACGCUCCUUUAACUCAGCCGAAACUUCGUUCUGACAUGACAGCUGUACAGCGCUCGGAGUCGGCGACCUGUGAGAGAAGCAGUAGGGACGGCUGCUGUUGCCAGGAAGAGUCCUGACCCGGCAGCGGUGGGCGUUGCAGCAGCAGCAUCAGUGCAGCCGGGGGCCAUGUGGGGCCUCGAGUGAUGGGACCCCAGGGGGGCUCGAUGGGCUCCAGCGGAGGGAGCCCCGCUGCCCGGGACGGCCUUGUCUGGGACACCGAGAACCCCGCUGUGCCAGGAUUCUCGCUCCGCGCUGCCUCCCUGGAUGCCGCACUCAGGUUCCUCAUCGACUGCUUCUUGCCCAUCGGUGGCCUGGAGGAUGACGACAACCGCUUCCCUUACAUAUUCCUCCUCAUGCACCAGUGGUUUAUUAAAUCUGAGAAGCUGGCACGAUGCCUUGUCGACCAAUAUAUGACCAGCAAUACUCAGCAUCGAUGUGUGCUGCCAUGUGUUCAUACUCUGCAGCACUCAACGCACUGUCCCAUUUACAAGCACAAGGCACAGGUGUGCCAGGUGUUCAGAUUCUGGAUGCUCAAGUUUCCCCAGCACCUUGAGGCCGAGGGAGUGCUGCCACGGGUGGCAGCGCUGCAGUCGCGACUGCGUCAAGAGGGCCACACGGUGCUGGCCGACCUAGUGGACCUGACCCGCAGGCCCUCUCCCCGAUCCGAGUGGGCACGGGCCGUGUCCGUACGGCUGCCGCUUGCCAAGCACACGCGCAAGGUGUCUCUUGUGUUCGACCACCUCGAGCCCAGAGAGCUCGCCGACCACCUCACCUAUCUGGAGCACAAGGUCAUGAAGCGCAUCACGUUCCUGGACUUCAAGCAGUAUGCAGAGCAGGGUACGCUGGCAGACAACCCUCGCCUGGAGCGCUCCAUCUCGCAGUUCAACGGCCUCUCCCAGUGGACGCAGUGCAUGGUGCUCUCACGCUCCACACCGCAGCAGAGAGCUGAUGUCAUCGCCAAGUUCGUAGACGUCGCUAAGAACCUGCUGGAGCUACAGAACUUCAGCUCCCUGAUGGCAGUCGUGGGCGGACUGAACCACAGCGCACUGGCGAGGCUGUCUCAAACGACCACUUGCCUACCAGGAGAGACGAGGCGCACGCUGGCACAGUUCGCUGCCCUGCUCUCAUCGGCGGGCAACUUCUGCAACUAUCGCAAAGCACUGGCCGAGGCACGGGACUUCAGGAUACCCAUCCUGGGUGUGCACAUGAAAGACCUCAUCUCGGUGCACGUGGCGCUGCCAGAUGUCGUGGACGGCAUGAUAAACCUGCGCAAGAUGGCGCAGCUGUCUCACAUAUUCCAGGAACUCUGGGAGCUGCAGCACUCCCCUCCACCCCUCGACGUCAGCAUGGACCUCAUCAACACACUCAAGCUCUCCUUAGACACCGCUUACACUGAAGACGAGAUCUUUGAACUUUCUCUUGCCAGAGAGCCAAAGGCACCCAUGGUAUCUCCAUCGAAGCCUCUCGCUAUGGAAUUUGCAUCCAGAGUCCCGGAAGGGACUGAUCUGGCUCUCGUUGAGAAGCAGAUCUGCGACAUGGUGGAAGAGGUGUUCCAUGAGUACGACACUGACCGCGACGGCUACCUGAGUCCCGAGGACGUGGCGGCGGUGACGUGUCGCUUUCCCGCCUUGCGCGGCUUGGUGCCCGAGGAGUGCCAGAGAAAGCUGCUGGGACGGCACGACAUCCGGCGGUUCCUGCUGCGCUCGAACUGGGCCAUGUUCCGGCACGACUUCCACGAGACCACCUACUUCCGGCCGACCUUCUGCAUACACUGCACCGGCUUGCUGUGGGGUCUGAUCAAGCAAGGCUUCAAGUGUAAAAAGUGCGGGAUCAACGCGCACAAGCACUGCCGAGAGCAAGUGCUGGCCGAAUGCCGACCACUCACGCCGCAAGGUCCAGUGAGGAGUUCUUCCUUUUCUUCCACAGAGUGGAGCGUGCCGAGGCCAAGCCGCCAUCACCAUCUGCAACAACAGCAGCAGCAACAGCAGCCAAGGCGCUUCAAGCAAAGCCGCUCGGAGAGCGAGUCGGCGCCGCUGGUCCAUCGGACCUCUGACACGCGCUGGAAGUCGGAGGACGGCAGAUCGACGGCGACUCACUCGUAUGGCCAGACGGUGCGAAACACGUGAUUGACGCUCGUCACGUGCUGGGAAGGACUCCUUGCCUCUGUCCCAUCUUAGCAUCCCCCGAUGAUGAUGGGCUUCUGCCAUUUUGCAACGCGUGAGUUUGUUCUUCGUACCUGUGACGAGGUGACGCCAUUGGGGCGCCCUCAUCGUACGCUGCCGCUUCGACCGAUGUGCUCGCCAAACACCUCGGGUUUUACAAAGUGGCCCGAGGAAACACUUCCAGUUUGCCAGGCGUCACGGGAGCUGAUUCAAGGGUGCCACACCUCGUCCUCAGCUAGUCAAGAGAUGAGGUAGAUAGAUCUGUGCCAUGAUUUAUAGAGCCCGCGAAAUUUUACUUUCCGGUCAUUUGCUCUCAAGACUGGAUGGUGCCCCAUUCAGAAGGCUACACAAAAGAGUAUGCUCUGUAUUCAUGCCGACGGCAGCAUCUACGGCGUUUUUUUACUUUUUUCAGCAGCGUUCAUUGUAGUCGUUACUGUAAAAUGUGUUGUUGCUAAUUCUUGAUCAUUUAUUUUCUCCCGUUUCUUCCCUCCAUUGAUAGUUCAGCAACAAAUGUCAAGAUUUUAUAUUACUUCAUAAUUAUUCCUACGCGUUACAGAAUAUGCGGUACCCUUCAAGUCGGCUUUCACAGAGUCUGGUAGGCCUAGCGUGUACACAAAGAGCCCGUUUUUCUUUUAAGCAGAGCUGUUUGAUGAGCACGUGAUACAUGACUACAUAAAUACUACUGUCAGUAUAGGCUACAAAUGUUAUUGCGGCCAAGGAUGCAUCUGCUCCUGACCAUGCCUCACGGAUACGUGAGCAGACUGUCUGCAGCUGUGUUUGUAUAAGGAAAGGUGUUUUUAAACCUACGUAACAGUAAUCAUGUUGACGGGACCUGCAACAAUUCUAAAUCAAGGUGUGUCGUCUUGCUCGUGGAUGCGCCGGCAGUAUGCCAUCGUGCUCACCGUUUGGAGACGACAAACUGGUUUUAGUGCCCACAUUCUUCGUGCUGCUGUACAUACUUGUUGUAAUGUGUGUGUUUCGAUCCCCGUUUUGACUCAUCACAGCCGUGAGACGGGGCCUAGCCUUGUCUCAAGAGUGCAGUGUAUCGUUCUUUUUCUCGGUCUCUUUUCACUGCUUUCUACUGCCACGAUUGUCACUGACGAACGUUGGUAUUUGAAUUGGCAUUGCUAAAGCACGGGGAACUUGCAAACUUCGAGCAUACUUCCUUAAAAACGAUGCUAUCCUAAAUCGUUGUGCCAGCUGUGGUAGGAUAGUGAUACCAAACACGUUCCACUUCCUCAACUCCUCUUACCGCUGUUGAACCUGUACUUGGCUGUUUGCUUCACAAGCAUCCAACGGACUGCCUAAACACGUAGCGAUGACUAGAAAGAUUGAGCUUGUCCACAAAUUUCUUUGUUCUUGCAUAUUUCUGCGACUGUAGUUGUCAACAUGAGCAGGUGGGUUGACGACCCCUUUUGGCGGUGGGAGGAUCACUUGCGCGAACUCUUCAUAACCUUCUUAGGUUCUUCAGAACUCUUCUUAGGUUUCGAAAGGGGCGUAAGCUAGCCUCUAUAUUUGUUCAUUUAUAAAUCAUGGAACAUGGAAAUUUCCGGAAAGGGCACUAAAAAAAAAAAAAGGCUUUACUCGUAAUAGUGAAUUGCUCUUUUAGAUGGUCUGUCUUGUUCUUGUUCCUUCUUCUCUUCAUGAUUGCCUGAAACACCAUGCUAACUGUGAGAAGACGCUUGGAAAGCGAGAAAACGCGAGAAAGAAAAAUACCGUCAUGUGGCCGCCAAUUAUUAUGCAAGCGUUAUUGCAUAACAGACACAUGAAAACGGUCAAUGUUCUUCGUGUCGCGAGGUCAAUAAUUGCUGCCAUCUACAUUUAUUGUUGCCAGCAUCUUGCUAUAAGUGCUGUCUUUCCGGAAUGUCUAAAUCGAAUUUGCAUCGAUAGCUUUCUCACGAGAACUUGCGCUGCACAUGUUCUUCUCGUUGAUUAAUUUUUCUAUCCUGCCUAUCGCGACAGCCGUACUCGAUUCCUUGCGGGAAUCGGUCCUAUCGCACAUAUUUGAGUUGCUUGUACAAACUCUGUCGCCAAAAAUUGGUUCAUUUCUACUGGUUUUCUGUAGUGGUUCAGAGUCUGGUCAGGAGUAUUCCAUUGCCCGCUAUGGCAAUCGGUCUGAAAUACCCGAGUCCUUGCUGUAUAGGGGCGCUAAAGGGCAGCACGGAAUUGGGCUCCGGUAGUUAUUACGUUUCCGUGGUAUUAAAUUGACCAUUUAAUUAACCAUGACCAUUUAGCCCUGUUUGGUGAGUCGAUACAAUAUGUGUUGUAACUUGGGCGAUGUCACCAUGGAAGUAACCGCAUCAAUUCGCUUUGAAAUCCGUUUGUUCUAACAGCGUCUGCUCUGGCAUUUCAGUGCUUUGUUUUAAAAAAGAUAAGCAUGGCAUUCUAGAAGAAGUUACAAUUGAGAACAAAAAAAAAGUUAAAAAAAAAGGACUUCAUCCGACACUGCCCAGGGCCAGAAAAAAACUGAAGAGGCACGAAUGCUUGAAGCUCUUAAAACAAAUCGAAUAUUGCACAGCUUCUUCCUGUCCUCUUAUGGAAUAGCCAGAACUGAAGAAAGAAAAAAAAAUGGUAUUUUUUAGGAUAGCUUUUUCUUCUGUUGAUUGUAUAGUGCUACUGGUUGAUGGAACAUAAGAAAGGUACACACAUGACCACCUUUUUUUGAGCUAUAGAACCUACAGUCAUGCUUAACCAACACGCCCACUUUGCGAUGCUCUACUGUGUGGACUGUUUGUGUCAAAGUAGGAAGUUGAAGUGAAAGUUCGUUAUCCAUUGCCCUGUUGAUAUGCUGUGCACAAACACGAUACCCGACAAUGAAAUGUUUACACAUGUUAUUGGUCAAUGGGAAUCGCUUCGUAUCAUUUAUACUAUACGGAGAACCUGUUCCAACCUAGUGAAAUAAUUUGACUGCGCUGAAUCGCAGCACACUUUAAUACAGUACAACUUCCGUUGCCAUUGAAAUGACAGAAAAAGUAGGCCUGUCCACCCUUAAGGAAAGGAUAUACUUCUACAAGCACAUAAUGCUGUAACAGUAAAUCUGGAGCUCAGGGUAGACCAGCAUGAAUAUUUUAUUCAGUCCCUUACUCAUGUUUAUUUAUUACUUCUACAGAAAGGCUGACUGUCUAGACAUUUCUAUCCUAUGAAUUAGCGCGUGCUCUUAAGGAACUGCGCAUUUCAGUGAGAAUAUGGCGCAGCUAACUGUUUGCAGUAUAAUUAUUUUUCAUAAUACUAUGACGUAAAAUCUACUGAAUAAAAAUGUUUAGAAUGUGGUGCAUUUUCUGUAGACUUGAAAACAAUCGACAAUAUUCAGUUCUGGCAGAUUGGAUUCGCACUUGAUUUGGUCUCAAACCUUACAAAAAAGGUCGGUAUAUUCAGGAAACGCCAACUGUUUACUUGUCACAAAAAGCACUAACUGCUUAGUAAUUGAACGUAGUAAAAUGCCGGUUAGUGAAAUUUACUAAUUAGUGUAAGUGAAUUGAUUAAUGCUGACUCGAAUAGUUAGUCCAUCACUAGGUUCCUUAUUAACUGCGCUAGUAACUUAGUAACGGCCUUGUUUGCAUACGAAACAUGCGAAAAUCCCCGUCGACACAGUUGUCUUGCCAGCGCAGAUGGUUUGUCAACAAAUUCAUCAAUGGAAAAUUUUUUGCCCUGCCAUAAAGAGAACUGUCUUCCAAGUGGAGAGAAGUAGAGUCCUCCACAAAUAAGCUAACAUUACCAGAUAAUGUUGCUGCAUUGUUUUUAGCGACCCUUUACUGGAAAAUGCCCUCAAAAAAGAAGCAACAGAAAAUUAUGCAGCAAGCAUGCAGUGAUCAUGUUUCCAUGGUGACAGCUAGCUUAAUACGCAUGAGAGUUUACUCGUGAUGCAUGUAACAUUCGACAUUUUCGUAGCAGGACACCUUUGUUCCCUGCGGGGAUUCUCACGGUUCUUCGCAUUAUGUCGGGCAGUGUACACUUGCCUACCAUGGUCGUAGAGGGAUGUGGUAUCCUAAUCAUUGCAUAUUGCAAGUUUGUUUCCAGUAUGUUUUCGUGUGGUAUAAUGCUUUUAUAGCAUCUACUUGGCAGUUAUCACGGUUUCUCUGCACAAAAUCUAGAGAAUUGCUUUCUUUUUUGCAACCUCAGGAAAUGAAGACACCCGCUUUGCCAAAUGACGCUUCAUUUGCUACCCAGAGCUAAAACAUAAGUGGUGUCUACUAAGAAGCAUAAAUAGAAACACAUUUUCAGUACUUCGUCGCAGUAUACUGCGAGUGCCAUGGUGAGUUCAUGUACCUGGUAGUGUCUUCAAAUUCUUCAUGUGUAAUGGCUGUUCGGUGCGACGGGAGUGCACUGCACGGGUGCGACGCCAUUUAUCUGUCGGAUGUUUAAUGGCAUUUUUCACAGCUUAAUCUGGAGCGGGAUGGAAUGUUUUACUGGUCGUUCACAAUCAACUCCGCAAUGCAGUCGCUUUGACUUGCUGCUCCCAGGGACCGACUGGCAUUGGGAACAGGACAAGAAGCGUGCGUCACUUCCGUUCGACGGCUUUGGUUGCCGUAAAGAACUGUACUGAGUGGAAGUCGGCCAUAGUUCCCGGUACAUGCUUGUGUGAUUCGUGCGUAAUGAUCCACACGUAUUGUUUCGUGUGGAGCUGAUCUGAAUUUACAAUGGCAGAUUCAGAUCCGUGCAAUACGAGCACUCGUUGGACAAUUUCGGAGGCCGCUCCGGAUCUUCCAGUUAAAAACACCAUUCGACUUGUGGCAAUGGGGUCAUUCGUCCGAGCAGAAAAAAUCGUGAUACUGAUCUAGACUCAGGUGUCAUUUUUUUAUCGAAGUUACAGACUACAUACGCGCCUAAGCUAGGCGCACUGUCGGGUAUUUUACACUUUACACUAUAUCAAACAGAACAGCUUUUCUGCACUGAAUGACCUAGUCUAGGCUAGACAUGCCAUCCCCAGCAGUUGUCAGAAAUAUGCUCAGGCCUUGCUCUUCAAACAGUUAUCAAUCUCCUAACAUCUCUGACAUGCGAUCAUUUUUCAACCAUGUGUAGCUGAAACAAGGCAGUUACGCCUUUGAUGGUUAAUACCUUUGUCUUCUUUUUUUAAAUUUUGUUUGGAAGAAGGGAACAAAGAAAACUGCACGUAUUUUUGAAUAGCACAAUGUGCCCACACUAUUUCAGCCCGUAGUUUUCUAGAAUGCUUAUGAUGGUCAAGUUAAGAACGCCUCACUAUCAGAUGAGUGGUAAAGCUCAGAAAUGCAUAUAAAACAAAGACCUUCAUUCUUUUUUCACGAAAUCUUUGCUUUACAAUGCAAAGUCAAUGCCGUGCUUGAUUGCCAAAGAAAUCGGGGUUUGCUAAUGCUCCAUGUACCUGGUAAAAACUCACAGAAGCUCUCUUAUCAGCUUUUAUCUUAACUUAUCCGAAUUGUUACCGAACACUUAUGACAGUGGAUGUAAGUUUUUCCCCAUUGGAAGUUAUCUUAAAAGAGAAGUUUAAGUCCAUUACACGAAGACUACAUUUACAAGAUUUCUUUUUCUUGUAGCCAUGGUCCAUAGUUAUGGGCUUUCUUUUUUAGAUCAGCAACUCGAACGUCACAUACAUAUUUUUUUAAUGUGUCGAGUUUUACUGACGUCAACCUUGUAGUUUACGAAACUUAAAAGCAAAACAUGAAAGCUUUGUACUUGUGCAGAUAUUGUACUGAAGAAUCGUGUAUAUAUUUUUCCUGUCAUAUUGGCGUUACUUUGUUCAUUUUAUGUUUGUUUGUUUUUUUCGGCAGAAGCAUAACUGUAACGACUAUCUUCAUCCGAAUAGUACAGAAGCAGUUGCACUUCAGUAACAGUCUAAUAUCACUUUCAUUGACUCCCGAUACUUCUAACACUCGUCAACAAGAAAUAUUUCAAGGAAAGGUCUGACAUACAUUCACUAAUUUGUUUGCACUAACACAUUUUCAAGAGGCAACGCACACUUAUUCUUCUUGUCACUCACAAUUGUAUUCAUCAAAGAAAAUGUGAUGGCAUAGCUGAGUGAAUCCGUGCGAAAAUCACUCAUAAGGAAGUGUGUAUGUAUGAUUCUAGUGGGGCAUUCUAUUUGCACCUCAGCAGCUCUGAGUCACAUGGCCUGAGGGGGAACAUCAUUUGUGACGUUAUUCGUAGCAUCACAUAAAAUAAAUGACCUGGCACUAGUGGCGCUGGCUAGAUAGUGAGGUUACUGGCACCUUAGUCACACUGGUCAACUACUGACAGUUUCAGAAAUAGCCAUACUUAUGCAAUGCCAGGCAGAAUCUUGCCUUUCAUCCUGAUUGCAAAGCGUAGUGGUGACAUGCGUGAUGUUUGUGUACAGGUCACAUGACCUCGAGCUGUUAAAUUGCAAGCAGACUAUCCCGACUUUUGCCUUCAUUUUAUAUACUCAGGGAAUUGGACCUGUUGUUAGACUACAAAUAAAAAAGUUACAGCUGAUGUUUCUUGUUGAAGUCGCAUGUGUUGCGAAAGAUGAACUUUAUUAAGCAAUAUAUAUGUUUUUCUUUGUAGUUUGAUCAUUUUCAAUUACAAACCGAUAAUAAGCGUGCUUGAAAGGCAUACGUGAUUAUUCUUUUACGGGACCACAUACAUCGUUUGCAGGGUAGGAGGGAAGCUGUAAACCCAUGUCUCGCAUCGAGCUGCGAAAUAGAAGCAUAGGUGUCACUUUGGGGGAGGGGAGUCUCGAAGUGGGCUUGUUGGAAUGGUAUGUUUUUGACAACUACCGUAGCGCAGAGAAAUAGGACGCCAGAAAGGUAACAAAGAGGGGAGUGCCCUUCUUGCACUUCUUCUCGAUGCCCAUGGCUUCGUGUAUGCGCAUUUAGCCUGAUUAUGAUUCGUGUAGUUCAUAAAACUUCGAACCAUCUCGCCACGAUUUGUGAUCUAAACAUUCCACCAGAAUCGCUCGCUGUUCAACUGACCACUUUUUUUUAAAGCAAAAUGAAAAGAAGAGCUAGGUGCUACUGUGCGCUUAAAAUACGACUGUAAAGUAUAUAUAUUUACUAAGUACAAAAUUAUCGCAAUUUUGCCAGCGGGUGCCAUCGAGCACAGUUGCGAAAUGGUAAUCGUGGCUACCAGAGUGUUGUUCGUUGUGUGAAAUCGAGGGAGAAUUAAGCCUAAACAUUCCGAAUGGACAGGACACUGCUGUGCCUGUCACCUCAGGGAAGACUCGAAAAAUGUUGGUGGUGGGUAUGAAAGUGUCGGGUGCCGUCCCGCGAAUCACAUUCCAUUAUGAUUACUUAUAACGCAGUCCUUACAAACAUCUGCUGAUAAUUGUAAGGGUAAUCCUUGUCUAUUUUUAUUUGCACAUUUCUUGAAGCGCAAGCUCCCCUCCCUCGAAUCCUACAAAUUCCUAGAAAGGUCAAAUACCACUCUACAGUUCCAGCUCUACUUUCGAAAUGCUUGGCGAUACAUUCACAAGAUGAAUCUGUGGAGUGUUCUGAUGAACGUUUCGUUCCAACUUGCGCUUUCCCGAUACCUCUCAGCAAUUUGCCUGUAGGGACUGUCAUCAUACUUUUAAUAUACACUUCAACAUAAAGCGACAUGCUUAAAGGGUUCAUAAAAAAGAGAUGAAUACUAAACAGCUCCUAUAACAAUCUGUUGGUCCUUAGUAGUUCUGUUGGUCCUUAGUAGUGUUGGUCCUUAGUAGUAGUAGUUAACUACAGCCGAUCUCUGGCACCCUAGCCUAGCUCAUCUAUUUUGCGGUGCAUUUUCUAAUAGCUGCCGGCGCGUCGUGUUUAGAAAUAUUGUCUUCCGCAUCUGUGUUUUCACUUCAGUAAAUCUGACACACUCAUGCAUGCUGUUAUUUCGAACUUGCAGAACUUUGUUUAUUAAUUCUUUUUUUUUCUUUGCGGGUAAACCUGGCCAGAGUCCCUGUUUUCGUGUUUUGACGCAUAUGCUGUGGGUAUCGAGCUAUUAGGUAGAAGAUUACACGUCUCGGUGUAUUGAGCAUUUGAGAUGAAAAAAAAAAAAGCACUGUUUUGUCAAAUAUGUAAUUGAGCUAGAAACGAAGGAAGACAAUGACUUUGUGGGUAUGCAUGCGCAUAAGUACUUGUGAUGAAUCAGCCGAAAGUAUGAGUGAAUGUUUGAGCUUUUAAUGAAGUGUGAACUUCAGACUACAUACAGUUGUUGCAUUGCAUUUCAUUUCGUAUUAAUGCUGAAGUGUUUUCCUCUUUUAUUUUUACGCCUGUGAAACUUAAAAAGAACGAAAGAAGGAGGACAAGGUAUCGACAGAAGUGACACUUCCGCUUUCAUUGUGGCUUGCGGGUGAUAAUUUAUGCUCAGAAUUAGCAUGACUUUCGUGACGAGGUUUGUGACAUAAGCGCACCCGAAGGGUGAACCACUUCAGAAUUUCCUCUCGAACGGUGUACUGCGGUGCCUUUCAAGAUGAAUUUCUCAAAGGAACCUCUGCAAUGGACACCGCUGUAACUGCAGAUGGUGCACUGUGGAACGAAUAUUCGUAGUACUGACUCAGCGUGCACUUGUUCUCUUUCUAUACUGGCAGCAUUCAGACUCACCUCAACCGUAGCCCUAUUUGAUUGCGCAGCAUACAUUGUAUAAAUGUGUUUAAUGACACGGCUAGGCAUCCAAUUGGCAAGUAGAGUGCGAAAAUCAAUACAGGGCCGGUGCCUUCAUAUAUACCUUAACGUUAACAAAAAAUGAGCACGAGCCUACUUGAUUGAACGUGAUGAUAUACCAAAUCCUACGGCAUUGUAGAGCGUAAAAGGACUUCGCAAAGUGCAAACCUAUUGUGGGUUGCUUGCCAAUAGCGUUUGUUGAUCUCUUUCCGAGAGUUGUUUACGUGCUUUAUUCUUGUAGAGUUAAGUAUCCUCUGGAUAACCCGUAAUAUUAGCUGCUUGAAAACUUGUAGGUUUAAACUGUGAAGGCAUCAUCCAUUUUGGACUCAUGAGCUGAAAUAAUACGCCCCGACUUAUUAGCGCCAAGGUUAAAAGUGCCUCUUUUUGAAGAUCGCUCACACAGCUGUCGAUUUCUGUGAACUUAACACAAUGUGGUGAGACAUGAACAAUGUUAUCGAAUAUCUUGCCGUGUUGGAGUGAGACUAGAAAUGAACAGAAUCUGCUGCAAUAUCGCAUCCAUAGCAUUUUCAAUCGAACCUUCUGUUUACACAUUAUACUGUUAAAUACAUAUAGUUCGAAGGAUGCACAUGCGGCAGCUGCGUCACUGUUCUGUGACACCGGAUCUGGCGACAUAAGCUUCUUAUGGUUGGGUCAUUGAACUCGAAUUGGGCCUCGAUAGGACUAGGCUUUCUGUCGCGAAUGUUAACUAUUUCGUCAGCUAGGGGUAGCUUUGCUACCCGCUGUAAUUUCCGAGGGCAGUCUUCCAUGACGAAUUGAGCAAGAGGUGCAGAUGUGAGCGCACGCGAUCUUGUUGACCUGCCAAGCAGGAAGGACGCAACUGCAGGCUGCGCCGUAUGGCUAUUCUACCGCCGGCUAAUGAUGUCAUAUUGCUUUGUUGCAGCCAUUCGAACAGUAAAAGCUCUUUCACAGCGAAUGCGGGGCACACAAGGGGGCAAGCAGAUUUUUAAAGUGAAGAAGCGGCGAAGGCGUGUGGCUGUUCAGACCGGUCCCGUUGUCUUCAGCCCUCACUUUCCGUGGGAGCAGAGCAAUCAGGGAGCAAUCCACCAAUCUUCGGUGGACGUGUUGCCAUCUUGCAACAUUACGAGAAACUGCGCGCGCGUGUCUUAGGCCCUCGUUGGCUGCAGCCAAAGCGGGCAACUUUUCCGCAUGGAGAAAAUUUUUGCCGGCGUGAUUUGGGCAAGCGGCCGUGGGUUUUCCGCUUUUGUGGGUAAUCCGCGUCCUCUUUCUGGAUCCGCGCUUGGUGUGAACACACCUCGUUCCCACCUGAUAAUAGCAACGGUCGUGUGACCAUUUGCGACUUGUGACUAAAAGGCGAUAGAGAUGAGGUCACUAUUACCGGAAUUGAAGCCGCGGCCUCUUGUUUCGCCGAGGAACGUCAACCAUCUCUCCUGCUCUAUUUAUGUAGCUGUUCUGCUUUCUUCAAUUGUAUCUGAGAAUGCGCAACUGACAGCAUUUGCCGGAAAUUAAAUAUCCAUACUUAUCCUCAGGUUAUAGACACUGGGCACUUCCGAGCACGAUCGGGCCCAAUUCGAAUAGAGCUUCUUUUUCGUGACUCACUUCUUGACAUAAGCCGUGGAAGGAAGCCGGUAAUUAUAGUGAAAUGCGCCUAUGAUUGGGAUCGACCACCAUCGAAAAUGCACACUGGUAUUUGCUACAUAGCACGUGCGCUUCAAAACUUCGCCUCCAGCGUUUACAGACUACAUGUGUAAGGGCAAGCGAGAAAAAAGAAAAGUGUGCGGGCCCUUCUGUCUCGUGUUGCGAAGGCAAUGGGUGAGAAAAAAUGUAAUUGGUCUAGAUCAUUGGUCCAACUUUAUGGUAGCAAAUACAUCCAUGUUCUCUUACUGCAGACCUGACGGUCACUGCGUUUGCACCGUGACGGCUUACUUUCACCACCUCCCAUUGGCAGUCCUUGAAGCAGUACUGAUAUUUACAUAUUUUCGCAGUUUUAUCACCUGUACCUCCAGCUUUGCCUGUGUUCAGGCAAAGCUGGAGAAGUCGAUGGUGUUACGCAUUGAGAAAAAAAGAAGUAUUACUCUUGGCAAGUAAGAACGCCAUAAAGCACUCAAGUUCGUUUUGUUGCAGGGACAGAAGGGCAGACAGACACUCGCAAUUUCGUGAUUUGCGUACUUAGACGCAGUUGCAGGGAAGUGACCACAUCAAUCUAUCCUUGCUCUUCGUACCUACGCUCAUAUAAGGAGUAAUACUUAUAUGUCUCUGUAUAAAGUUUAUCGUAUUACGUGCCAUGUAGACUAUACAUCACUUUGUAUAUUUCCAUCUUUUUCUUCAGGGGGUCGCACUUACCCUUAGGUGCUGCCCUCAAAGUGCGUAAGUGUGUAUGGUGUUCCCGGGUGGCCUCUUAACGCAAUUGCGUACGCACAGCAACGUCGUGCUCAAAGGGACACAAAAGGGAAAUCUUAGAUCAGGACCACAUCUAUAGUCGGUGACGCCAAGGUACAGUAUUGUACGCUUACAUAAGUGAAGACGAACCAUGCUCCUAUUGGCAUCGUUAUCUUUCAGGCUGGACUCUACUUUUCAGAGAUUAGCAAUUUCAUUUUAUUUAAUGUGUACACAAACUGACGGGGCAAAAUUUAAAAUUAAUGUGCCAGCUGUAAUAUGCGGCGAUAUCCCAUAGUCUGAAGGCAGUCCAGCUCAUAGCAAGCGCCCUUCCCCUAGCAGAAAAGUCACGAGACACCUUUUUAUUUCGGAGGUUUCUAAUCUAGGGAUGUUGGUUGUCCCUGCCCUAAUUAAAGUGGCAGAGUGAAGCACGGAAAAAUGAAAAAGGCAGAUCGAAUUGACAAAUGCCAGUGAAUACAUUUAAAAAAAGGAUUGACAGUGCGUCUGGAACUUUCCUGAAAUUUUAUGUUGUGUGUUGUACUGUGAAAAAAAAAAAAAUCGGAUAAACACGAAAAGCAACAGGCAACUCAAGGUGUGGUAUCAGGGUGAUCACUACCGCAAAUAUUGUAAUAGCAGGAAAGUUCAGUUUAGGAUAUUUAACGACCACUGUUCGGCUGAGCUACAAGCUCAUUUCGACCAAAAGGAGAUCUCUAAUGCGCACCGAUGUGUGCGAGUGUUUUUGUAUGCGACGACUGGGAAUCCAACCCGGAAUCGUGUGACCAGGAGCUGAACGCCAUGUUGAUGAAGGUCACUUCAACUGUGACAAUCUGCCUUCGAAACUCACUACUUUCGUGAGUGAACGAAAAACUGAUCGGUAUCGCUUUAGUGUCUCUUUAACGCAUUUUUGGCCACCCGAGUUCUGAGUGGACAGCUGUUCGUAAAGCGUCUUACUUCUCUAUCUCUCUAUCGUGGUGCCAAUGGGGCACGUCGUUGUAUCUACGUCCCAAAUCUGGACCACUAUAGUUCUUUGCCUUGCACCGUCAUCCAUAAUCUUAUUUUUAAAAUUUUUUAGCUACAUCUUCACUCCCACACAUUGUCCAUUAUUUGUAUUAUUUUUUUAUACAUUGUUUGCCAUGACUCGUAACGUGGGCUAACAGUUUGCUCAGAGUGGAGGGCAAUUUGUCGCGUGAGUUCUAU